GAAGAAGUGCUGCAAGUACAUUUUGAGGAAGCUAAGUUUAAGUUAAUGACUGACUUCGGAUUCGUUAAGUCAAUGCAAUGAAAUUAGGAAAUAUUUGUCUCUUUUUAUCGCUGUUUGGGGUGUCCUGUUCACAAGACGAUGGCAUGGUAUACUUACCUGGUGGUAGCUUCAAAAUGGGAACAAAUGAAGCUGAUGGGCGAGAUGGCGAGUCACCCGUCAGGGCUGUGACAGUGAAACCUUUUAGAUUGGAUACAUAUCCAGUCACCAACUCAGAUUUCAGGAAAUUCAUCAAGGAACAAAAGUACAAAACGGAGGCAGAGACCUUCGGAUGGAGUUUUGUGUUUCAAGAUUUUGUGUCGGAAGAGGUGAAGGGCAGAAUCACACAGAAAAUUGAGUCAGCACCUUGGUGGAUCCCUCUUGAGAAGGUGUUCUGGAGACAGCCAACAGGGCCAGGCUCUGGCAUUAAAGAGCGACUGGACCAUCCAGUGGUGCAGGUCAGUUGGAAUGAUGCUCAGGCCUAUUGCAAAUGGAGGAAGACAAGACUGCCGACUGAGGAGGAGUGGGAAUUUGCUGCUCGCGGGGGUCUAGAUGGGAGGAGCUACCCAUGGGGCAACAAAUUCAUGACCAAUCGAACCAACCUAUGGCAGGGGGUAUUUCCAGAUGGAGAUUCAAAAGAAGACGGUUACCAUGGCAUCUCACCUGUCAAUGCAUUUAUCCCCCAGAAUAGCUACGGCCUGUAUGACAUGUUGGGGAAUGCAUGGGAGUGGACGGCCACACGCUUCCCUGGAGCUCAGCUGAUGUACGUCUUACGCGGGGCCUCGUGGAUUGACACGUCUGAUGGCUCAGCUAAUCACAAGGCUCGAGUGACAACCAGAAUGGGGAACACUCCAGAUUCUGCCUCUGAUAACUUGAGUUUCCGAUGUGCUGCUGAUAAAAAGAAAAAGAAGUCACAGACUGAACUCUAAACCUAAUGGAGACUAAUGGACAGAGCCAAUUUUCUCCUGUGGAGAUUUGCAUUGUGAAGCCAACCUUCUCUCCCGCAUUUCUAAAAUGUUAAUAUCUUUGUCAUUUUUUUUUAUGAAUUUUCAAAAGUUCUGUGUUUUUCUGUGUAUGUAAAUGCAAUAACCAUGGAUUAACCAUAGAUUAAUAAAUGAAUUAUGUAUGCAAUAUGAA
Messenger RNA from Clupea harengus (Atlantic herring), 1173 nucleotides. It is a transcript of the gene sumf2, whose product is annotated as sulfatase modifying factor 2. Lineage: Eukaryota; Metazoa; Chordata; Actinopteri; Clupeiformes; Clupeidae. The record is from RefSeq and is a predicted model, not a curated record. Gene Ontology annotation, cellular component: endoplasmic reticulum.